CACUGAAACGUAGAGUCUCGGACCUGUGGGGAAAACCCAUGCCUUAUCUCGGUCUUUGACGUGCUGAUUGACCAAUAAAGAAUGAGAAAGAAUUAAGCCCCGCCCACUAGGCCGAGCCAAGUGGACCAAUUGUGUUUGGAGACUGAGCAAAACUCUGAAGAUCUAGGUAGGAGAACGGAAUAAGGCGAGGAAAAAUAACAGAAGGAAAACAAAAAAAGUUGGCAUUUUGUAGAGGUGUGGACAAUGUUUCUUAUUAGAUUCAAAUUUUGAUCUUUGUGUAAUUUUUUUUUAAUUUGGUGUAUUUUGUUGAAAGGGAAAUAAAAAAUUCCUUCUUCAAAAAAAAAAGUUGGCAGAAUCAAAGAUUUUCCUCGUUCACCCUCCAUUCGGCUGGAAGAGAGACGCCUUUGGUGAUGUGUUCCUAUUCGGAGUAUGUUAUGUGCUAUAUGUCCCUGACGGGACCUGAGUGAGCAGUGGGAAUCAGAAACUUCAGUUUUCCUCAAGUGAUUUCAUGUGGAUAGGAUAUCUGCAUGAUAGUUGUUUCCUAUGACAUCAAAAAAUGAACAAGAUCUUAUUGGCUACAACCAGUUUCCUUGCCUAUUCCAUACAUCAAUGUGGGGAUCUAUCUUGGCUUCAGUGAAAGAACAACUCCCAUCUUUUGAGUCAGAUUCUUCCUCAUCAGAUAGUGAAGAUGGGGAAUUAUUCAUCUUCCAGCGAGAUGAAGAAAAUUUGAUUCCGGACUUAACUGAAGAACUAGCAGAUGACCCAGAUAUCCAGUUUCUGGAAUCUGUGACCAACACUGAAAAGAACUGGAAUGAAAGGAUAAAGGAUUCAGCUAUUUUUGAAGGGAAGGAUGCUAGUGAGUUUUUGGUGGUUCGCCCAGCGUUUGAAGACACUGAAGAAAUUUCAUCAGGUUCUCAUCUCAAGGUUCCUAAAGAAAGUACCAAGUGGCAGAAAGGAGACACCUGGGAUUUCUUUAGAUCUAGGGUUCAGGCUCUUAUCAGGGGAUCACAAGUGGAAGAGUUCCCAACUUUAACUUGUCCAACAGGUCUACUAACUGACAAUUUAAGAAUUUGUAAUUUUUCUCCCUCUGAAGAGUCAGAUUCCACGAGCAUAAAAGUUAUCAGAAAAGAGAGAAGAAAGAUGAUAGAGAAGAAUAUACUUCAUAAGGAAAUUAAGAUGUCUCCACUUGAAAAUUUAAAUCGUCGACAAUUCAUAAAGCCUGAAAUCCAUGAAUCCUCAGAGUCAGUUGGUAUAGAAGAAAAGAUGCCAGCCAAACAUGAAGGCUUGACACUACAGUAUCUUGAGAAACUCGAAGAGUGGGAUUUGGAUAAGAUACUUCAAAACCUGGAGGCACAAAAAGGCCAGGGAAAACGUAAAACAGGAGCUACAUAUUGGAAAGUUCCCUCUUCUUUUAAAGGCCGAGGAAGUCUUACAUCCAACUCUCAGGAAAAGCUUAUGGAGCAGCUAGUAGCCCUAUGUGCCAAACAGUCUCAAAAUACUUUACCUAUACCACGUGAGAAGCCUUCUGACAAGCUUCUCUACCCUAUGGAGGACCAGAUCCAAAGCAGAAGUUCUUGGUGUAGAUCACCCCUAACCCCUGGGCAGAGUCAAGAUAUGGCUAAAGACACAAAGCUGAAGUGGCCAGUGGAGCCUCCUACAGUUUUCAUUGACCUUAGGCAGCCUGAGCCAAAGAAAUCAGUGCUUCUGCCUCUGUCAGACUACAGAUUCCAGAAUCAAGAAGAUGAGCUAAGCUCUAGUGACAGUUCCACGGAAAAUGAGGAGGAAACUCCAGAUGUGAGAGAUGAGAAAGGAUCCAGAAAGAGAAUGUCCCAAAGAAAGAGGGACCAGACUGGGAAAAGUUACCUGCUACAACAGCUCCGUGCUUUCCAGAGGGAGACUGCUGAGGCCCGUGGCCCUGAAACUAAAGUGACUGCCCAGCAGGGUCAUGGUGCUCAGAAUCCUGAGACUUCUGAAGAUGUGGCCAUGUUGGGAAUUGGGAAAAAACAACCGAAAACAAGUCUGGGGGGAUCCAAACGCCUUCCUCUUCCAGACCCGAAGGCCAAGCAGAGAGGAGAAAAGCAAAAAGGCACCAGCAGGAGUUCAGACUCAGAAAGCUUUGUUAAGGAUCCAGUAACUCCUCUGAUCAAAAAAAGAGAAAUCUCCAGUUGGAAGAAGUAAUGUGGGAUGUUAACUGUCUGCCUAACUUUUAAAAGUAUUCACCAACAUGAAGCCUGCAACUUCCCUCAAAGAAGUAAUUCGAAUAAGCGGUCCCUUGGCACAAGAUGAGUUGACUUCAUGGAAGGGAUAGAGAGAGAAUUUCACAUCAGUCUCAUGCCCUGCACUAGAUAAAAGCUCCUGGAUACAAAUACCAAUGUAAUAUAUUCAAUAUCCUGGCAAAGAUCAGAACCCUCCAACGUGACUACUUAUACCACCAAGAAGCCGUUAAGCUGUUUCAUUGACAAAGAAGGCCCUGUUUUCCCACAGUGAUCCAUGUGUUUGCAGGCAAAUGAGGAAACCCAUCACAGCCUUUGACACUUGCCAGGUUCUGAGAGCAGCAAGAGCCAUGGCCCAUCACACAUUGAAUAUGCUCUAACCAUGGCUCUGUUUGUGCAUGAGCUAGGGAAGCAGCAGAAGACCCAGCUACCAGCUGAAUAAAUACUAGACUGAGGAAGGAUUUUUAAACUAGUUUCCAAGUAGAAUAAAAGAAAACCAGAAGGGGACUUGUAGUUUUGACUGUGACCAGACUUUUGAAUAGCUGUGGCUUCCCUGGGUCUCCCACAACCUCGCCCACAUCCAUAGGGAACUCUUUGGCCUGAUGGUUUUGUCUGAUGUUAGUAUUGAGCUGCCUGACAGUCCACUACCCUGGCAAUCAAAGGCUUCUUCAAGUUUUUAUAAAAUUCCAUUCUUUUUUCCUUUAACAUUAGAAAAUAUAUUAAAUAAUAUAUAUUUCUCAAAUAAGUAGAAAAUAAACUUUUCAAGUUCAACACA
Monodelphis domestica (gray short-tailed opossum) is the source of this 2988-nucleotide messenger RNA. RefSeq names its product dynein axonemal assembly factor 8 (gene DNAAF8). Gene Ontology annotation, molecular function: dynein complex binding. Gene Ontology annotation, cellular component: dynein axonemal particle. The record is from RefSeq and is a predicted model, not a curated record. Lineage: Eukaryota; Metazoa; Chordata; Mammalia; Didelphimorphia; Didelphidae.